UGGACGAUCCUGAAUAGAGUGGACUACCAUUGAAAAGUGAGAGAAAAGAACAACACAAACUAUCUUUUCAUAUCUGAACUGUGAAUUCCUAAGCGAGUGAAAUCCCCUCGCAUGGUUCAACACUCCUAUGACCCACUGAGUAUCCUGGAUUGCCUUUGACUUCCAAGAAGGACCCUGGAGCCCGACACCAGUCUCUGGACUGUCUUCCCAACUGUCUCCUUUUGGUGUCGGAGUUCUGAAUUAGGCCCGUAGACGCCGGGUGAAGAUGACUUGACUUGGCAGGCCCCCCGUUUCCCACAGACAGAGCGAGAUAGGCUGGCUGUAAGAACAGACAACCACAAAUGUUGUGGCCCUGAGUCAUGCUGGUGUUGCCACUACUGGAGCCCUGUGGUAAAGACUAUCAGUAUCGCUAUCAUCACUCGUCCAUGCCGAGGAACGUUCCACAGCCCCAAGGGACGAGGCUUCAUAUCUGAACGGCUUGUGGAAGGCGACGCGCCGCGAGCCACUGCGACAUCGCUCACAUAACACCGACUAACGCCGCGCUCAACCCAGUGGAAGGCGCAGACCGAGAAGGAGCCGGGACACCAACAUGGCGACUGAGAGCAUUGCCGAGCUCCGCGAUUGGCUCUUCCUGUUACUCCUGUGCCUCACCUUAUUGGCCGAGGUGCUGGAACUGGCAGCAGCUGCAAUCGCUCUGGAAACGGGUGAGGGGGAUGAAGGGAUAGUUUGCCCCUCAGUCUGCCGCUGCGAUGAAGGUUUUGUCUACUGUAACGACCGUGGACUCAGUUUGAUUCCACCUUUACCGUUGACGGCUGCCAUCCUCUACCUACAGAGCAAUCGGCUGACUAACGCCGGCCUGCCUCAGUCACUGGAGCGCAGUACUUCUAUACGAGUUAUUUAUCUGUACGCCAAUCAGUUGGAUGAAUUUCCCAUACACCUCCCACCUUCAUUACGGGAGCUCCAUUUGCAGGAUAAUAAUAUACGAACUUUACCACGAUCAUCUCUGGCCAAGUUACCGCUGCUGGAGCGUUUACACUUGGAUGAUAAUUCAAUAUCAACUGUGAGUAUCCAGGAGCGUGCCUUUUCUGGGACUCCACGGCUACGACUGCUCUUUCUGUCUCGGAACCACCUGUCAAGCAUCCCCGCAGGCUUGCCGGCAUCCUUGGAGGAGCUGCGAUUAGACGACAACAGAAUCAACACCAUCCCCACGCAUGCCUUCCGAGGGCUGUCCUCCUUGCGACGCCUAGUCCUGGAUGGGAAUCUGUUAGCUAACACUCGCAUUGCAGAUGACACCUUUUCCCGCCUCGCUAAUCUGACAGAGCUAUCGCUAGUCCGAAAUGCCUUGCAGUCCCCACCAAUCAACCUACCAUCAGCUCAUCUUAUUCGGCUCCAUUUACAGGAUAACGGGAUGACUCACAUACCAAGAGGAUCACUGGACGGGAUGCGCCGGCUGCAGAAGCUAGACCUAUCGGGAAACAAUCUGACCAGUCUUCCUCGAGGGCUUCUUAAGGACACCGACAGUUUGGAGUUGUUGCUGCUGCGAGGAAACCCCUGGUACUGUGGUUGCAACCUUCGCUGGCUCCACGCAUGGCUGCACAGCUGGGGGGUUGCUGUAACAGUCAGGGGUUUGACCUGUCUGGGGCCUGAAGCUGUGAAAGGCCAGUCCCUUAAAGACCUUACCUAUCUGAUAGAACAGUGUGAAGGACCACCAGCUGGUCCAGCUACUGGAGUCGGGGUGAAUCCAUCAGAAAAGGAUGGAGGAGGUGAAGAUAGUGUUGGAGGGGAGGGGCAAGCUGUGGUUCCAGUUCCCCAUGGCAGCGCUACUACUAACUCUUUGCUGGUCCCUACCCAAGGUUCCCUUUUCACGCUGCGAGCCAAGCGACCAGGCCUGGUUAUGCCUCUGCCUGCCGCGGGAGAAGGUCAAGUAUCUGGAGAGGCCCUUGAGCUGACUGUAAAAGCUCUUUCUUCAGACAGUGUGCUGGUCAGCUGGUUGUGUCCACAGCCAGCACCCUCAUUCCGUCUAUCCUGGCUGAGGUUGGAAUCCAGCGCAGCACUCGGUUCCAUCACAGAAACUCUAGUUCCCGGAGAGAGGAGGCAGUACCACCUUACCCAGCUCACACCACGCUCACAUUAUUUCAUAUGCUUGCUGCCAUUACGACAGGAGACUUUUCUGGGCUCCAGCAUGGGGACAUCUCGGGUAGGCAGCAUUGAAUCGAACAAUAAAGGUUCUGCCCCAACCUGUUCUCAAAUAGAGACUGGAGAGGCGCUGGUCAACUCCAGAGGAGAGGGGUCAGAUAAGGACACACAGGACUCAGAGCUAUCAGCCCUGCCCCUGGCAGGCAUCAUUGGGGGCGCUACAGCAUUGGUAAGUCUUCUGCUAAUCUUUGGUAUUUUCUGCUGGUAUGGACAAAGAACAAGUUACAAGUCGGAAGACUCAACUUCAUACAACAGAGGGCGAGGAGGAAAGCAUUACGAUGACUAUGUAGAAUCGGGCACCAAAAAAGAUAAUUCCAUUUUGGAAAUCAGAGCCCCUCCUACAGGGUUCCAGAUGACAGCCAUGGCCCAUCAGCCUCUGCAGCCCAAACUGGAGGAUGUCACCUACAUCCACACCAUUUUCCCUUCUUCGUCCUCUUCCUCCCAUGCUAACGGGACGUACCGCAGCAACCACAGAGCUGGCAGCCUCAACGGCACCAUCAUCAGCCAAACCAGCCACCACAACGUCACCUACGGCACCAACCGUGGCUACAGAGAGGGCGGCAUCCCUGACAUAGAUUACGCCUACACGUGAUGACACGGAGUCGUACUCCCCGAGCCAUGAAUGCCUGGCGCCAUCUCUAUGGUGACAACUCCUGUGACCCGCGGCCAUUUUGUCCUUGGUUUCCAAAGUACCCUUUGUGCCUCAGCUGGUUCAAGUCUGAUAUGUUUGCUAAGUAGAAGAAACUGUUUUGAUUGGACAAUGCUCUCCUGUACUCUAUGACUGUAAGACACGUUGCAGUAGACUCUUCUUUCAGUGCUACUUAUCAAUGGUUACAUUUUUCUCUUUUGCCUAUCUGUGUGUCUUUCAAAACUGCUGUUCUUAAUCCACAGUAACUUAUUUGAGGUUGAUAUCCUAGGCUUAGCUGAUGUAGAAGGCGAUAUAUUUAUAAUACCAAGGGAAGGCAAUUCGUGUGUAUAGAGAUAGCUCUACGCUCUUUGCUGUGUAGAUGAAGGGAUGACAGAAGCAGAAAUUGACAGUUGUUAUAAUCCACAGAUGACAUCCAAUCGUGGUUGACAUGAAGAUACGUGUUCCGAUCCCCCGCGCGCCCCCUUUUACUCCGGAUUACUUCACCCAAUUCCAUUGUUCCUCCUUCCUGCCUCUUUGUUUUUAGCCCAGGCUCUUUCCUUUCAUUUCUCUCGUGUCUUUUUGUGGCGUCGUGAGUAGAGGACGACUUUGUUCUCGCCAAAAGGAGCUGACAGCAGUGAUAACAGCUCUGACAAAGACAUGAGACACAAACCGCCACAUGGGGAGACUAAUGAGUGGGAGAGAGAGAGAGAGAGAGAGCCGGAGUGAUGGAUAGAUAGAUGUUUGGAUGGAGAGAGCAAACAUGAAAGAAGAGAGAUGCUGAAGGCUGCCGUUUUGAGAAUGAGAGUGAAAGAACCGUGUUGGUUUAAAUGUGGAGUCGGAGGAUUAUGGGAAAGAAACAUUAGAAAGGGUCUGGAACAACUUGGGGUGUAACGGCACGUGCCUCGGUUUUAAGGUCACGGUUCCAUUCUUUGUGCCACACCGUCCCCUAAAUAAUUCCUUGAUGUUACAAAAAGCAUGAUGAUGAUGAGUGACUAGCUACCUGUUGUUCUUCUUCUUCAUAAAGAUAACAACGGCCUGAUUCACCGGGAGUGCUAAACAGCGUGUGUAGCUAUAAAAUUGUGUGUACUACUCGCAGGAUUGUUGCGGGUGAUCUGCUAAGACUGCUUGCGCAAUUGCAAAAAUGGUGCAGACCAUCCAUCCAUCCAUCUUCAACCGCUUAUCCGGAAUCGGGUCACGGGGGCAACAGCUCCAGCAGAGACCCACAGACUUACCUCUCCAGAGCAACAUUAGCAACUUCCUCCUGGUGGAUCCCGAAGCGUUCCCAGGCCAGAAAGGAGAUGUAAUCCCCCAAAUCUGGUCCUUGGCCCGCCGUAGGGUCUCCUCCCAGUGGGACGUGCAACGAGGACCUCCCUAGGGAGACGCUCGUGAGGCAUCCGCACGAGAUGCCCGAACCACCUAAGCUGGCUCCUUUCCAAUGAAGGAGCAGGUGCAGAAGGUGCAGACCGCCCUAUUUAAAUGAGGAUUCUGCGUGUACUGCCGGCUGUCACCAUGGAUACGGUCAUUUCCUGCGCAUCAUGCGCCGACCUGUAGGGUUUUGCUGGGUUCUUCAACAUGCAGCACCUUUUCUGGGCAAUACAGCAGCACCAUCUAGACGACAGAACCUAUUUGUAGCACACCAAAGACCGCAUGACCGGCAAUAACUGCGGCAAUGCGCUAGAAUGAUCCGGCCGCAAGAAAAUGCACGAUUUUUUAUUUAGAUAUUCAAUAAAUCUCCUAUAUGAAAAAGCUAACAUUAGAAAAAGUCCUUCAUCAUCUCAAAUAUGGAAUUGCUGGAGUGACAAUAAGUCAAAUAUUUGUGUUUGUCGACACAAGCACUGAAGGUUCUCUCUCUCCAUCGUCUAUCAGUGCAGGCUUUGCAUCCAUUUGUGCGUAACUGUGCCUACAUGUACUUUCCAAACAAGCUAAAUAUAGGCUGUAAGAGUUUCAGGUUUGAUAAAUCACACUGAGUGGGAUUUAUCAAACCACGUCCAUGGUUCUCACCCGUAAAAGGGGGGAGUGCCAACUCCGGGUUGGGGAGGAGAUCUUGCCCCAAGUGGAGGAGUUCAAGUACCUGGGAGUCUUGUUCACGAGUGAGGGAAGAGUGGAUGGUGAGAUCGACAGGCGGAUCGGUGUGGCGUCUUCAGUAAUGCGGACGCUGUAUCGAUCCAUUGUGGUGAAGAAGGAGCUGAGCCGGAAGGCAAAGCUCUCAAUUUACCGGUCGAUCUACGUUCCCAUCCUCACCUAUGGUCAUGAGCUUUGGGUUAUGAGCGAAAGGACAAGAUCUACGUUCCCAUCCUCACCUAUGGCCAUGAGCUUUGGGUUAUGAGCGAAAGGACAAGAUCACGGGUACAAGCGGCCAAAAUGAGUUUCCUCCGCCGGGUGGCGGGUCUCUCCCUUAGAGAUAGGGGGAGAAGCUCUGCCAUCCGGGAAGAGCUCAAAGUAAAGCAGCUGCUCCUCCACAUCGAGAGGAGCCAGAUGAAGUGGUUCGGGCAUCUGGUCAGGGUGCCACUCGAAUGCCUCCCUAGGGAGGUGUUUUGGGCACGUCCGACCGGUAGGAGGCCACGGGGAAGACCCAGGACACGUUGGGAAGACUAUGUCUUCGGCUGGCCUGGGAACGCCUCGGGAUACCCCGGGAGGAGCUGGACAAAGAGGCUGGGGAGAGGGAAGUCUCUUAGGCUGCUGGCCCCACGACCCGAUCUCGGAUAAGCGGAAGAAGAUGGAUGGACACUGUGAGUGCAAAAUGAUUUAAGAGACACAAUCCUCUGCGAACGAGCUUAGUAGAUUGGCUUUGCGUGCGCUAUCGAGUUUAAAUACACCCAAACCUUUAGUAGAUCCUUUUUGUCUGAAUAAGAUAUUUACACAAGCUUUGGAGUUUCGGCAGAGACGUCUUCUCUGUCGACUUCAUGCCCAUUCAUCUCUCGCCUUGAUUUGAUUGAGUAACGUAACGUGCAACUCGCCUGUCACCAGCCCACCCCCGGAUGUUGCCGCGGUUUUAGUCUACUGGACUCAAUCACUGUUCCCGCGGCAGUAGUAGCGAGAAUUGUACUUUCAUGAAGGAAAAAAAUCUGAGAAAGAAGGACAAAAAAGAUGAUUUCCCAGGGAAAACGAGAAGGUUGACAGGUAUGGUAUACAGCUUUAAAGUAGCAGUAGAGUGGAAAAACAAGUUGUAUGUUUAAUUGUGUUUCAUUGUAUCAUUAAACAUAUCCAAUUGUGUUUACAAUCCCCAAAGUAUGUGAAAACUGUUUAAAUGUCACAAAUUCAGUCAGGCAUUUUGAAUAUUGAGCUCUGAAUACCUUCAGUUAUAUUCACAGAUUAACAUCACAGUAGUAACACUCCAUAUUAUUAGAUCAGUCGUACUGGAAAUGUGCAACAAUGUGAAAGAGAUGUUCUGUUUAUCAUUCAAAAUCCUUAUGUAAGACAAGAACACCUAUGUUAGGCUUUUUCAUGCAUUCACAAUCGUAAAUAAAUAGCCAAUAAUUGGUUCAACAGAUGGAGGGUCCUCUCAUUAUACUCUCUAAAAACAUCCAGAAACUGCCAACAAAACUCCAUUUACAUGUCAUGACCUGAAAAAUGACCCAGAUAUGAGUGAUAUUGUUAUUAUAAGUGCUAACGCAGACUGACUAUUUUAGAAAGUGACAACAAAACUCCAUUUACAUGUCGUGACCCGAAAGUUUACCAAAUAUGAAUGAUAUUGUUAUUAUAAGUGCUAACGCAGAUGGACUAUUUUAGCAGUGCACUGAUAGCAGUGAGCUAAGGCUAGCUCACGCUGCUAUUGUUGACACAAUGAACCAAUGCCUGCUUCGGCUUGGUCUAAAACUUGCUAAAAGUAAGUUCUAGAUUACAAUUCAUGCAUUUCUCAACUGCUAGUAGACCAAUGUGGCCAUGGUCUGACAGGCUGGUCCACUUGGCGAAAUAGACCCCACAAGAUGCUUUCUUUUUUUUAAAUUGAAUUUUACAGUUAAAAUCACAUUUAACAGUCAUACUUUGGUCACGCAAAACCUACAUACAAUCACACAUCCACUCAUACCCACUCACAUGCACACUUGAGGAGAGAGGUGCACUUAAACUCCAACAAUUUAAGGUUUACAGUAUAAACAUUUUUAGAAAAGAUACCCAGAUAUUGUAUAUAUCAGGGGUCACCAACCUUUUUGAAACCAAGAGCUACUUCUUGGGUACUGAUUAAUGCGAAGGGCUACCAGUUUGAUACACACUUAAAUAAAUUGCCAGAAAUAGCCAAUUUGCUCAAUUUACCUUUGACUCUGUUUCUAUUAAUAAUUAAUGAUAUUUACACUUAAUUGAAUGGUUUAAAAGAGGAUAAAACAAGAAAAAAAAAUGACAAUUAUAUUUUGAAACAUAGUUUAUCUUCAAUUUCGACUCUUUAAAAUUCAAAAUUCAACCGAAAAAAAGAAGAGAAAAACUAGCUAAUUUGAAUCUUUUUGAAAAAAUUAAAAAAAGAAUUUAUGGAACAUCAUCAGUAAUUUUUCCUGAUUAAGAUUAAUUUUAGAAUUUGGAUGACAUGUUUGAAAUAGGUUAAAAUCCAAUCUGCACUUUUUUAGAAUAUAUAACAAAUUGGACCAAGCUAUAUUUCUAACAAAGACAAAUCAUUAUUUCUUCUAGAUUUUCCAGAACAAAAAGUUUAAAAGAAAUUCAAAAGACUUUGAAAUAAGAUUUACAUUUGAUUCUACAGAUUUUGUAGAUUUGCCAGAAUAAUUGUUUUGAAUUUUAAUCAUAAAAAGUUUGAAGAAAUAUUUCACAAAUAUUCUUCGUCGAAAAAACAGAAGCUAAAAUGAAGAAUUAAAUUCAAAUGUAUUUAUUAUUCUUUACAAUAAAAAAUUAAAAAAAUACUUGAACAUUGAUUUAAAUUGUCAGGAAAGAAGAGGAAGGACUUUUAAAGGUAAAAAGGUAUAUGUGUUUAAAAAUCCUAAAAUCAUUUUUAAGGUUGUAUUUUUUCUCUAAAAUUGUCUUUCUGAAAGUUAUAAGAAGCAAAGUAAAAAAAAUUAAUUAAUUUAUCUAAACAAGUGAAGACCAAGUCUUUAAAAUAUUUUCUUGGAUUUUCAAAUUCUAUUUGAGUUUUGUCUCUCUUAGAAUUAAAAAUGUCGGGCAAAGCGAGACCAGCUUGCUAGUAAAUAAAUACAAUUUCAAAAAUAGAGGCAGCUCACUGGUAAGUGCUGUUAUUUGAGCUAUUUUUAGAACAGGCCGGCGGGCUACUCAUCUGGUCCUUACGGGCUACCUGGUGCCCGCGGGCACCGCGUUGGUGACCUCUGGUAUAUAUUUAUCCAUCCAUCCCGCUCUGGCUCAGGAUCAGCAGGCUAUCCAGACCAUAGCAAGAUGGAUGAACAUUCCUCUGCAUCAAGGAUCCUCAGGAAGUGAUCCCAAGAUCACCUCUCGAGGGCUUUUCCACCGUUCACACUUAAAAAAGAAAAGGAAAGUCACAGAAGUUGAUCAGAUGUAAAACAAUAGAAAAUAAAAAGUCACAAAAAAUAAAUAAAUAAAUACGCAAGUAAACCGUGGGAAGGCCAUAUCAGAAGUAACAAAAAAAACCAAAAAAAACAAUAAUAGUGUAGGAUCAAUACAGAAAAUAAUAAAGAUAAUAAAAAAGGAAUAUGUCAGUAAAGGUUUCCAGGUUUGUUCCCAUUUAUUCAUACUUGCAGAGUUUAUAAAUCGUAUUCUUUCAAGAGUCAUUACAUUCACAAGUUCAUUUAGCCAGUUCCUGAAGUUGGGUGCAGACGGGCUUUUCCAGUCUUUGAGAAUGAGUCUUUUGGCCAAGACCGUCCCGAGCAGCAACACGGUUGUAACAUAUUUUGGAAGUUUUUGUGUUUCUGAAGACCACCCAAACAAGAUUAUAUCCCUGUCAGGGACAAGUUUUCUCUGAUAUACCCCCUGAGUAAAAAAAGAAAAUGCUGGACCAAAAUGUUUGAAUAAUUGGACAUUCCCAAAACGAAUGAGACAGUGAUCCUUCAGCCGAUU
This is a messenger RNA of Entelurus aequoreus (snake pipefish), 8791 nucleotides long. RefSeq names its product fibronectin leucine rich transmembrane protein 1b (gene flrt1b). The record is from RefSeq and is a predicted model, not a curated record. Bases 590 to 2788 code for a protein of 732 amino acids. Gene Ontology annotation, molecular function: protein binding. The transcript has 2 exons. Lineage: Eukaryota; Metazoa; Chordata; Actinopteri; Syngnathiformes; Syngnathidae.